Oncorhynchus masou masou (cherry salmon) is the source of this 788-nucleotide messenger RNA. RefSeq names its product E3 ubiquitin-protein ligase UBR4-like. Gene Ontology annotation, biological process: ubiquitin-dependent protein catabolic process. Gene Ontology annotation, cellular component: nucleoplasm; cytosol; membrane. Bases 288 to 701 code for a protein of 137 amino acids. The record is from RefSeq and is a predicted model, not a curated record. Lineage: Eukaryota; Metazoa; Chordata; Actinopteri; Salmoniformes; Salmonidae. The transcript has 4 exons. Gene Ontology annotation, molecular function: ubiquitin-protein transferase activity.
ACGUUCAGUAGUACAGGGUCAGUGUCAGAACACCUGGUGCUGCACCCUCAGCUGGCUACUGGGAACUUCAUAAUCAAGGCUAUCUGGCUGCCUGGCUCCCAGACGGAGCUGGCCAUCAUCACGGCGGACUUCGUCAAGAUCUAUGACCUGUCAGUGGACGCUCCUGAGCCCUGUGUACUACUUCCUGCUGCCGAGCUCCAAGAUCCGUGACGCCACCUUCCUGUUCAACGAGGAAGGGAAGAGCAUCAUCGUCAUCAUGUCCUCUGCUGGCUACAUGUACACAGGUCAUGGACGAGUCGUCCAGCGCCCAACAUGGGCCCUUCUACGUUACCUCAGUCCUGGAGAUCAGCCACCAGGACCUUAAGGACAGUAACGGUCAGGUUGCUGGCGGCGGUGUAUCGGUGUACUACAGCCACGUUCUCCAGAUGCUGUUCUUCAGCUACAGCCAGGGCAAGUCGUUUGCUGCCACCGUCAGUCGCAGCACCACUGACGUACAGAGACUCUUCACCAUCAACGUCAAAGGCUCCAAUGGGGGCAGUAAGACGUCUCCAGCUCUGUGCCAGUGGUCUGAGGUGAUGAACCACCCAGGCCUGGUGUGCUGCGUCCAGCAGACUACUGGUAUCCCACUGGUCAUCAUGGUCAAACCUGACACCUUCCUCAUCCAGGAGAUCAAGACCCUGCCCGCUAAGGCUAAGGUAUAGUACACACACACACACACACACACACUGGUCAUCAGGGUCAAACCUGACACCUUCCUCAUCCAGGAGAUCAAGACCCUGCCCGCUAAG